Molecule: messenger RNA, 7004 nt
Organism: Meleagris gallopavo (turkey)
Lineage: Eukaryota; Metazoa; Chordata; Aves; Galliformes; Phasianidae
Source: RefSeq, a predicted model, not a curated record
GGCCGGAUUCCGGAGCCGACUCCUCCCGGCACGGCGGGGUUGUGCCCAACCCAGCCCUGCUGAGCCGCGGGCAGCCUGGCAGGGGGAUGGAGGCAGUGACUCAGGAGUACGGGAUGCUUUUCACCCCGCAGCCGGAGCCACGCAGCGCACACCGUCGGCGCUACACGCGGCACAGCCAUGGCUGUCGGGACGCAGCUGCAGCUGCUGCUCUGGAAGAACCUCGCCUACCGUCGGCGGCAGCGGGUGCAGUUGGCCAUCGAGCUGCUGUGGCCGCUCUUCCUCUUCCUCGUGCUGGUGGCGGUGAGGCGUUCCCACCCUCCCUUCCAGCAGCACCAGUGCCAUUUCCCCAACAAGGCACUGCCAUCAGCCGGGACGCUGCCUUGGCUGCAGGGCAUCCUCUGCAACGUGCACAACCCCUGCUUCCAGCAGCCCACCCCCGGAGAGGCCCCUGGAACAGUGGGCAACUUUGGAGGCUCCAUCCUGUCCCGCCUGCUGGCUGAUAUCCGCCAGGCCCUGCACCGUGCUGAUGGUUGGCAGCUCCUGCACCACCUCGCCCAGCUCCUACCUGCACUGCGGGGCCGCACAGCGCUGAUCUCAUCCCGGCUGCUGCAGGGCGAUGCCCUCACACGCCUCCUCCGCACCAACGCCUCGCUGCUGCCCGUGCUGCACCAGGCAUUGGUGGAGGGGUUCAACCCACCUGAUGAGUGGAUGAACUCGGAGAUGGACAAUGCUGUGGCAGCCCUGGGUCCCUUCCUGCAAAGCGCUGAAUCCCUGCUACAGGAGCUCUCCUCCAUGGGCACUGUGGCUGAGCUGCAGCGUGAGGUGACGGUGCUGACAGGCCCUGGUUCCUCUGCUGUGGGCGCCUUUGAGGCCGUAUCACGCAUCACCUGUGGGCACCCUGAGGGUGGGGGGCUGCAGGUGCCUUCCCUCAACUGGUAUGAGGACAGCGAUGUCGGUGCCUUCAUGCACCGCAACGGCUCCAGGCGCAGCACGGGAACCCCUGACAACGACACCAGUUCCUUCUGCCAGGAGCUGCUCCGCAGCCUGGAGGCUGCCCCACUUUCACAGCUCUUCUGGCGUGGCAUCAAACCCCUGUUUGUGGGCAAGAUCCUGUACACACCACCCAGUCCUGCCACCGACCGCGUCAUGGCCGAGGUGAACCGCACCUUCCAGGAGCUGGCAGCGCUGCAGGACACAGCUGGUGCUGCUCUGGAGCUGGGAGCCCACAUCCGUGCUGUUCUCAAUGGCAGCCAGGAGCUGCGGGCGCUGCGGGAACUGCUGCUUGCACCGGGCACGGCACCGCUCCUGGAUGGGCUCCUCAAUGGCACCUCCCAGUCGGUGUUGGCACAGUUGGUGGCCGGGUCAGCAGGGCUCAGCUGGCAGCAGGCACUGGAUGAAGCGGAGCGGGCACUGGGUGCUCUGUCACAGCUCCUGGGGUGCGUCCGCCUGGACAAGAUCGAGGCGGUGGGCAGCGAGGAGCAGCUGGUGGCCCGUGCCAUGGAGCUGCUGGAGGAGAGGCAGUUCUGGGCUGCUGUGGUCUUCCAGCCCCCCCUGAAUGCCACGGCCACGGCGCUGCCCCACGUGCGCUACAAGAUCCGCAUGGACAUCGACGAUGUCACGAGGACCAACAAGAUCAAGGACAGGUUUUGGGACCCGGGCCCUGCAGCUGACCCAUUCAGCGACCUGCGCUACGUGUGGGGUGGCUUUGUCUACGUGCAGGACCUGGUGGAGCAGGCGGUGGUGCGGGUGCAGACAGGGACUGCCCCACGGGUGGGGGUCUACCUGCAGCAGAUGCCCUAUCCCUGCUACGUGGAUGAUGUGUUCCUGAGGGUGCUGAACCGCUCGCUGCCGCUCUUCAUGACGCUGGCAUGGAUCUACUCGGUGGCCAUGAUCAUCAAGGGGGUGGUGCAUGAGAAGGAGGCGCGUCUCAAGGAGACCAUGCGGAGCAUGGGGCUGAGCAGCGGGAUGCUCUGGCUCAGCUGGUUCCUCAGCAGCUUCAUCCCCUUCCUCCUCAGCUCAGCUCUCCUCGUCCUCAUCCUCAAGCUGGGAGACAUCCUGCCCUACAGCAACCCAGCCGUCAUCUUCCUCUUCCUCGGCACCUUCUCAGUGGCCACCAUCUGUCAGUGCUUCCUCAUCAGCACCUUCUUCCCCCGUGCCAACCUGGCCUCGGCGUGCGGUGGCAUCCUUUACUUCUCUCUCUACCUGCCCUACGUGCUGUGCGUGGCAUGGCGUGACCACGUCACCUUCCCACUCCGCGUCCUCGUGAGCCUGCUGUCCCCAGUGGCCUUUGGCUUUGGUUGUGAGUACUUCUCGCUGUAUGAGGAGCAGGGGGUGGGCAUGCAGUGGCACAACCUGGGCACCAGCCCUGUGCCGGGAGACCCCUACAACUUUGCCAUGGCCAUGGGGCUGCUGCUGCUGGAUGCUGUCCUCUAUGGGCUGGCAGCCUGGUACAUCGAGGGCGUCCUCCCAGGUCAGUACGGGGUCCCCAAGCCCUGGAAUUUCCCCUUCCUGAAGAGCUACUGGUUUGGAGAGCCGCCCUCAGCUGGAUACCCCCCGUACCCCAGCGGUCCUCUCACUGCACCCCAAGUGCUGGUGGAGGAGCCUCCUGCCCAGCUGCAGCCUGGAGUCUCCAUCCGCAACCUGGUGAAGGUUUACCGCAGCAGCAGCCAUGUGGCCGUCGAUGGGUUGAGCCUGGACUUCUACGAGGGGCAGAUCACCUCCUUCCUGGGCCACAACGGGGCCGGCAAGACCACCACCAUGUCUAUCCUGACCGGGCUGCUGCCCCCCACCUCCGGCACUGCCUACAUCCUGGGCUGGGAUAUCCGCUCCGAUAUCGACAGCAUCCGGAAGUCCAUGGGGAUGUGCCCGCAGCACAACGUGCUCUUUGAUAUCCUGACAGUGGAGGAGCACAUCUGGUUCUACGGGAGGCUGAAGGGGCUGGCGGAGGAGCAGGUGAAAGCGGAGAUGGAGCAGCUGCUCCAGGACACGGGGCUGCCCCACAAGCGCCAGGAGCAGACCAGGAACCUGUCGGGCGGCAUGCAGCGGAAGCUCUCUGUGGCCAUCGCCUUUGUGGGCGGCUCUAAGGUGGUGGUCCUGGAUGAGCCCACAGCCGGUGUUGACCCCUACUCACGCCGCAGCAUCUGGGAGCUGCUGCUCAAGUACCGCAAGGGGCGCACCAUCAUCCUCUCCACACACUACAUGGACGAAGCGGAGCUGCUGGGGGACCGCAUCGCCAUCAUCUCGCAGGGCCGGCUCCGCUGCUGCGGGUCUCCGCUCUUCCUCAAGGCCAGGCUGGGCACGGGUUACUACCUCACCCUGGUCAAACGGGAGAGCACCGAGCUGGGCGCCGGCGGCUCCGGCCCUACCAAAAAGGACGGCGGCACCUCCGAGGGCGGAGAGCGGGACAGCGAGGGCAGCGCAGCGGGUAGCGUCCCCGCACAGCCCCGCACCGCGUCCCGGCCCCCGCACGCCCUGAGCACCGCCCUCCCCCAUCCCCCAGAUGUGCCGCAGCUGUCGGCACUGCUGCAGCAGCACGUCCCCGGCUCCAGGCUGGUGGAGGACAUCGGGCGCGAGGUGCUUUUCGUGCUGCCCUACAGCGGGGCCAGGGACGGAGCUUUUGGGGAGCUCUUCCGGGAGCUGGAUGCGCGUCUGGGCGAGCUGGGCAUCUCCGGCUACGGCAUCUCGGACACGAGGCUGGAGGAGAUCUUUCUGAAAGUGGCCGAGGACAGCGGGGUGGAUGGUGGCAGGACAGGCAACAGCAACAGAACACCCCCGCUGGGGAGAGGAGCGGUCCCUGAUAAGGAGGGGGUCACGGGAGCAGCUGCCGAGGAGCCGGCGGAGGAGCCGCAAGAGACGGACCUGCUGCGUGGAGCGGCCGAGAGCAGCCGGUGCGUGCGGGGCUGGGCGCUCACCCGGCAGCAGCUCCGCGCUCUCUUCACCAAGCGGCUGCUCCACGCCCGGCGCAGCACGCGGGGCUUCUUCGCACAGAUCGUCCUGCCCGCUGUCUUCGUCUGCGUUGCGCUGCUCUUCAGCCUCAUCGUGCCGCCCGUCGGGAGAUACCCAGCGCUGCGCCUGGAGCCCGGGAUGUACGGGCAUCAGUUCACCUUCUUCAGCAACGACGCUCCGGGGGACGCGGACACGUCCCGGUUGUUGGCCGCUCUCCUGGCCGAGCCGGGCUUCGGUACCGCGUGCAUGAAGGACGAGACGAAGGGGACGGGGCCGUGCCCACCUGCGUCCCACCCCGACGGCUUCAGGCAGCCCUCGGUUCCCUCGGCCUUGCUGGAAGCUCUGCGGCGUGGGAACUGGACACGAGCUGAGCCGUCCCCCUCCUGCCAGUGCAGCGGGCCGGGGGCGCGCAGGAUGCUGCCCGAGUGCCCCACGGCCGCCGGAGGGCUCCCACCACCCCAGGUGCAAAGAGGCACAGGGGACAUCCUGCUGAACCUGACGGGCAGGAACAUCUCUGACUACCUGGUGAAAACCUACCCCCAGCUCAUUCGCCAGGGGCUCAAAACCAAGAAGUGGGUGAACGAGCAGAGGUAUGGUGGCUUCUCCCUGGGCGCUGGUAGCUCGCAGCUCCUUCCAUCAGCAGAGGAGGUGGGCAGUGCAGUGCAGGAGUUGAGAGAGCUCUUCAAUGUCACCCAGGGCAGCCCCAUGGAUCGGCUCCUGGGCAACCUGAGCCACUUCUUCGAGGGUUUGGAUGCACGCAGGAACAUCAAGGUGUGGUUCAACAACAAGGGCUGGCACGCCGUGGUCGCCUUCCUCAACGUGGCCAGCAAUGGGUUGCUGAGGGCACAGCUCCCUGCAGGCUCUGACCCUGCGCUCUACGGCAUCACGGCCAUCAACCACCCCCUGAACCUCACCAAGGAGCAGCUCUCAGAGGCUGCACUGAUGGCCACAUCGGUGGACGUGCUGGUCUCCAUCUGUGUGAUCUUCGCCAUGUCCUUCGUCCCAGCCAGCUUUGUGCUCUUCCUCAUUGAGGAGCGGGUCAGCAAGGCCAAGCAUCUGCAGUUCAUCAGCGGGAUGAAGCCCGUCACCUAUUGGCUGGGCAACUUUGCUUGGGACAUGUGCAACUACCUGGUCCCCGCACUGCUGGUUGUCCUCAUCUUCCUCUGCUUCCAGCAGAAGUCCUACGUGUCCUCGGCCAACCUGCCCGCCCUGGUGCUGCUGCUGCUGCUCUACGGGUGGUCCAUCACCCCCCUGAUGUACCCAGCCUCCUUCCUCUUCAGCAUUCCCAGCACUGCCUACGUGGCCCUGACAUGUGUCAACCUUUUCAUUGGCAUCAAUGGCAGCGUGGCCACCUUCGUGCUGGAGCUCUUUGUGGACCAGAAGCUCAACGACAUCAACCGCAUCCUGAAGAAAGUCUUCCUCAUCUUCCCCCACUUCUGCCUGGGCCGAGGCCUCAUUGACAUGGUGAAGAACCAGGCGAUGGCCGAUGCCUUUGAGAGGUUUGGAGACAAGCGCUUCGUGUCCCCGCUGUCCUGGGACUUAGCAGGGAAGAACAUGUUUGCCAUGGCCAUCGAGGGCAUCGUCUUCUUCCUCUUCACCUUACUGCUGCAGUACCGCUUCUUCCUGCGGCUCCGGCCACGUGCUCUGCAGCUGCCCUCACUGGGGGAUGAGGAUGAGGAUGUAGCCCGGGAGCGGAUGCGGGUGGGCAGCACCGCACGGCGCAGUGCCGUCCUGCUGCUGAAGGACCUGACAAAGGUGUAUCGGUACAGGCGCGCUCCAGCAGUGGACCGGCUGUGCCUGGCUGUCCCACCUGGUGAGUGCUUCGGGCUGCUGGGGGUGAAUGGUGCUGGGAAGACAUCCACCUUCAAGAUGCUGACGGGGGACACAGAAGUGACACUGGGGGAGGCGUGGCUGAAGGGACAUAGCGUGCUCACCGACCUGCAGGCUGUCCAUCAGAACAUGGGGUACUGCCCACAGUUUGAUGCCAUCACGGAGCUGCUGACGGGGCGGGAGCAUCUGCAGUUCUACAGCCGUCUGCGUGGGGUGCCGGAGGAGGAGACCCCCAGGGUGGCUCAGUGGGGCAUUGCCAAGCUGGGCUUGGGAUCACAUGCAGACCGCCUGGCAGGCACUUAUAGUGGGGGCAACAAGCGCAAGCUGUCCACGGCCAUCGCCCUGCUCGGCAGCCCCCCCAUCAUCUUCCUGGAUGAGCCCACGACGGGGAUGGACCCAGGUGCCCGACGCUUCUUGUGGGACUGCAUCCUCAGCCUGGUCAGGGAGGGCCGUUCCGUGCUGCUCACAUCCCACAGCAUGGAGGAGUGCGAGGCGCUGUGCACCAGGAUGGCCAUCAUGGUCAACGGCCGAUUCCGCUGCCUGGGCAGCGUGCAGCACCUCAAGAACCGGUUUGGGGAUGGGUACACAGUGGUGGUGCGGGCGGCGGGGCCCGGCCCUGAGUUGGGCACCGUGCAGCACCUGAUGCAGUGCAGCUUUCCCGGCAUCGCGCUGCAGGAGCAGCACGGCAGCACGCUGCAGUACCGCCUGCCUUCCCACGCCUGCUCCUUGGCACACGUGUUCGGCGUGCUGGCGGCGCACUGCGAGCACGGCCCCAUCCAGGACUACUCUGUGUCCCAGACCACCCUUGACCAGGUCUUCGUGCACUUCGCCAGGGAGCAGAGCGACGGGGACCCGGGGCAGGACGUGGGAUCAGCGCAGGAUGUAACCUCAGGGCAGGAUACGGCCCCAGUGCCCGGGAGGCAGCCGAUGCCGUUUCUAAAGGACGACAGCUAUCAGGAGAGCGUGGUCUGAGUGUGGCUACACGGCUCCUGGACCACCGCCCCCACCCCAGCCCUGCUCCCGGCUGGGGCACAACCACUGAUCCCGGUCUGCUGUUGGCCUGGAGCCCGGCUGCACCACUCCUGCUGGUCUGGGGUUACGAUUCCCGGGCUCGGAGCCGCAGAGAAGGCUGGCCCGCUUCUCUGCACCCGGAGCUGGGCACCGGGCUGUGUUGCUCGCGCUGCUGUCACAUAGCGAAUGGAAUAAUAAAGCACUGCAGUGCCGCAGGC